AUGGAGGGUUCGAGUUCUGUGAUUAACCGUGGGGCUUGGACUGCCUAUGAAGACAUGAUUUUGAGUGAAUAUAUCACAAUUCAUGGAGCUCAAGAAUGGAGAUCUCUACCCAUAAAAGCAGGUCUCAAGAGAUGUGGAAGGAGCUGUAGAAUGCGAUGGUUGAACUACCUGUGCCCAAAUAUUAAGCGUGGAAACAUUUCUGCCGAUGAAGACGAGCUCAUUAUUCGACUGCACAGACUCCUUGGCAAUAGGUGGUCUCUGAUCGCUGGACGACUUCCUGGUCGAACCGGUAAUGAAAUAAAGAACCACUGGAACACUCAUCUAAGAAAGAAGAGCCUUUCACACAAGCCACCUCUUCCAAAGUCCAACACAAAAUCAAAUCUUACUCCCGUCAAGGCAACGGCAGUCAGACUCUCAAAGAACUACGACAAAUAUUUCAAUUCAGAUCGUCAAGAUUUCAAUUCCACUAAAGAGUCUGGUUUACUGUAUUUCAAUCAAGAGAAUAUUUCUGCUCAACUUUCUAAGCACUGCACAGAAAACAAAUCUGAUGAAUCAGGGAGUUUACUGUAUUUCAAUCAAGUGCAACCUGCAGACUCUGAACUUUUCUCAUUUCCAUACUACACUCUAGAAGAUUUCAGAAUCGAAGAUAUCGUAACAAGGCCUGGAAAUGAGUUGGAAGGAUUGUAUUUGCUCGGUGAACAGGGUGAAUUUUUUGGAGGAAAUGCAUAG
Messenger RNA from Cryptomeria japonica (Japanese cedar), 729 nucleotides. RefSeq names its product transcription factor TT2-like. The transcript is spliced from 4 exons. NCBI's taxonomy places the organism in Eukaryota, Viridiplantae, Streptophyta, Pinopsida, Cupressales, Cupressaceae. The record is from RefSeq and is a predicted model, not a curated record. Bases 1 to 729 code for a protein of 242 amino acids.